This is a messenger RNA of Colletotrichum phormii, 1791 nucleotides long. RefSeq names its product alcohol dehydrogenase GroES-like domain-containing protein. The transcript is spliced from 7 exons. Gene Ontology annotation, molecular function: zinc ion binding; oxidoreductase activity. The coding region runs from base 430 to 1587 and encodes 385 amino acids. NCBI's taxonomy places the organism in Eukaryota, Fungi, Ascomycota, Sordariomycetes, Glomerellales, Glomerellaceae. The record is from RefSeq and is a predicted model, not a curated record.
GGACUCUUUAGUCUGAACUCUCGGGGGUUCGGAGUUCAUCCUCACCCACUCGAGAGCAAACACCAGCUCCCCCGGCCAUUCUCCCGUGCAUCAACCAGCGUGAACCAGCUCCAAAACAUGCCGGACACAAACUGGAUCGCGACGGCAUCCCCGCGUCUUGGCGAAAGUUUCCCGCACUACCCCGCAGCGGCGCAAUCCACUAUCUCGUUCUAGAAAGAUAUCCCGCGGCGAUGACGGUGCUUGAGUGGGAGCCGGUCAUCCGGGGCAUACUGAAGGAAGGAGAAGCUGUUCUUGGUGGUUUGCUCGGUAGAUGCUUUCGUGAGGGGUUCAUGGGAUAAAUAUGACCGUUGCUGCUCCAAGGCGCUCUUCAGUAAAUAGUUUGUCCUCAAUCGCCAAAGCUUCACUUUUUGCCCAGAUAAUAUCACCAUCAUGUCGUCCCCAACAAUGAAAGCUGUGAACUACCAAGGCCCUUACAAGGUCAAGGUCUCGGAGGUGUCGUUGCCCAAGAUUCAGCACCCCGACGAUGUCAUCGUCAAAGUUACCACUGCUGCCAUCUGUGGCUCAGACUUGCACAUGUACGAGGGAAGAACGGCUGCGGAGGCAGGCAUCACGUUCGGCCACGAGAACAUGGGAAUUGUCGAGGAGCUCGGAGCUGGUGUCACUCUUCUCAAGAAGGGAGACCGUGUCGUUAUGCCCUUCAACGUUGCUGAUGGCCGCUGCCACAACUGCGAAGAGGGACGAACAGCAUUCUGCACUGGCGUAAACCCUGGAUUUGCUGGUGGUGCUUAUGGAUAUGUUGCCAUGGGCCCGUACCCUGGCGGUCAAGCACAAUACAUCAGAGUUCCCUAUGCCGACUUCAACGCCCUGAAGCUUCCCGCCGGCAAGGAGUUUGAGGCAGACUUCAUUUUGCUUGCAGAUAUCUUCCCCACUGGCUGGCAUGGAAUUGAGCUCUCCGGCUUCAAGCCCGGCGAGAGCGUUGCUGUUUUCGGUGCCGGCCCUGUCGGGCUGAUGGCCGCCUACUCAGCAGUUCUCCGCGGCGCAUCAAGAGUCUACGUGGUCGAUCGCGUUCCCGAGCGUCUCGAGUCCGCAGAAAAGAUUGGAUGUACACCAGUGGACUUCACCAAGGGCGAUGCUGUUGAGCAAAUCAAGAAGUUGAACGGCGGUGAAGUCGACCGCUCAGUGGAUGCUGUCGGAUAUCAGGCAGUGAGCGCCGGUGGAAACACCGAGCAGCCCAACAUCGUGCUGGAGAACAUGAUCAAAGUCACAAGAGCAUGUGGUGGACUUGGCAUCCCGGGACUUUACGUUCCUAGCGACCCCGGUGCGUCAGAUGAUGCUUCAGCAAAGGGUAUGAUCAGCUUGAGCUUCGGCAAGCUCUUCGAAAAGGGACUCUCCCUUGGAACUGGACAGUGCAACGUCAAGGCGUACAACCGAUAUCUGCGUGACUUGAUCAUCGCGGGCAAGGCCAAGCCCAGCUUCGUCGUCUCGCAUGAGAUUAACAUCGACGAUGCAGAAGUUGCGUAUGAGAAGUUCGACAAGAGAAUUGACGGUUACACGAAGGUUCUCAUUCAUCCUAAUGGUGGAUUCUGAUCUUCAUGAUUGUACUUGGGAUCCGGGAAACGGCGGUUGUUGUCAAAUCGAAAAGCAAGAGGUGUGGGGGCGUUGUUGCUGAUGUUUGAUGGGAGGCAGGCGGUUACGUGGCAUAGCGAAGAAGUUUCUUUACCAUACCUUAGUAAGAUGAAGCUCAAUGGCUCGAAUAUGAACAAAACCUUGAUCGUCACAUUUGGAGUUCGA